Eremomyces bilateralis CBS 781.70 is the source of this 715-nucleotide messenger RNA. RefSeq lists its product as uncharacterized. The record is from RefSeq and is a predicted model, not a curated record. The coding region runs from base 105 to 479 and encodes 124 amino acids. Lineage: Eukaryota; Fungi; Ascomycota; Dothideomycetes; Eremomycetales; Eremomycetaceae. The transcript is spliced from 2 exons.
CCUACCUGUGUCCUGUACAAGUCUCCAGUUACUACCCACCCACGUUCAUACUUGUCAAAUUAGCCAUUUUUAUAGUUGAAAGCUGCAUUACAAUCCCCUCCAAGAUGUCCGACAACGCUGCCCUCCGCUCCGGCCUCUUCAAGACCGCCGCCAUCCUCAGUCUUCUUUCGACUGCCGGUCACAUCAAGAUGGGUCUCGACGAAAUUUACCCACAAUUCAAGGCCCUCCAAAAUCCUCGUGCUAGACGCGCAGCUCACAAUGGUUGGGAUUAUAUCAACGUGACGAUGCUUCUUUCAGCUCUGCUCAACUGGCAAUGGGCGAAAAAGGCCCCGGAGUCUCUGGAGGACAAGGGAAUGCUGGCAGUCUUAGCAGUCGGUGGUGCGUUCAUGGGAUUCCGCUACGGAGCUGUUGGAGAAUGGCGUCCGAUCGUGACGUAUUGGGGGAUUCCGACCAUUGCGAUUGCAGCCACUCUUUUGUAAUGGAGAUGCCGCAUGUACUAUGGUUACAGGCAAAAGUAUUGUUAGCGCGGCGCUAAUCAGGGGUAUCCAACCUAAACCGUUUUUGUCCUUUUUUCAUUACAAAUUAGAUAUAGAUUUCAUUAUCGUGUAUAGCCUCCAUUUGCGCCUAUCACAUCCUAGCAUCUCUAGCCCAUUGAUUCGACAACUCGUACAGGAAUUCCUCUAGUAUAGCCUCCCAAGCAUCGUUAAUUCCCUCC